UUUGCUCACACUCUGCCUGCCAUUUUGUAACAUAGAAGGGAGAUAAAAAAUAGUUUUAUGGUUUUUAAAUUAUUUAAAAUCCUUGCCAAUUUUAUUAAGAUCCACAACAAAUGCAUAAAUGGACGCUUCGUCCAUCAUAACUCAGGUGUCACGGGAUGACGAGCAGUUAAACAACUAUGGAUCCGAAAGAGGACCGCUUCCAGGUGUACAGCAAAAUGAAGGGGAUGGUGGUACCCCAGUUUCGGGUUCGACCCCUAUCGGUAGUAAAAAGUCAAGUGGUACUGGAGGAUUCCUGCGAUCUUUAUUGUGUUGUUGGAGAGGAGGACGAGGCAAGGGUCCUCCUAGUGGGAAUGGCACCAACAGUAUUGAUGGAAGGGCCUCCCCACCACUGCUUGUUAUGUCAGACCAUGCUCCUCGACCACUACUGCCACCCGUGAGACAUCAAGAUAUGCACAAAAAAUGUAUGGUAAUAGAUCUGGAUGAAACAUUAGUGCAUAGCUCAUUUAAGCCAAUAAACAAUGCGGACUUCGUUGUGCCGGUGGAGAUCGACGGCGCCGUGCACCAGGUGUACGUGCUGAAGCGGCCGCACGUGGACGAGUUCCUGCGGCGCUGCGGCGAGCUGUACGAGUGUGUGUUGUUCACAGCCUCGCUCGCCAAGUACGCGGACCCGGUCGCCGACCUGCUCGACAGAUGGGGCGUGUUCCGCGCGCGCCUGUUCCGCGACAGCUGCGUGUUCCACCGCGGCAACUACGUGAAGGACCUCACCAGCCUGGGACGUGACCUGCGCCGAGUCGUAAUCGUCGACAACUCGCCCGCUUCCUACAUCUUCCACCCGGACAACGCGGUUCCUGUGGUAUCCUGGUUCGACGAUAUGACAGACUCUGAGUUGUUGGACUUGAUACCUUUCUUCGAGAAACUCAGCAAAGUGGACAGUGUGUACACAGUGUUGCGGAACUCCAACCAUCCGUACAACCCCACACAGAACGCCUCUCCCUCUAUGUAGCGGCGUGUGUUCAUCUCCCUCGACUGUACUUACAAACCUCCCCCCGAGCCCGCAACGCACACCAACGAAGUGAUGCGGACAAAUGCCUGUACAGUCGCGUUCAACACGCAAAUAAUUCGUCCAAGUUCGGUUACAGGUGCGUACAGCACGCAAGCAAGUGCGUGCACAGUCGCGUAUAACACGCAAACAAUUCGUCCAAGUUCGGUUACAAGCGCGUACAGCACGCAAUCAGUGCGUCCUAGUUUGAGUGCAGCCGCGUCUAACACGCACUUCCCGUACACACGAUCGUUCCCGCUACGAGACACGCACAUAAACAAAGUGCGUAUACACGAAACGGACACGGUAAAGUGUUGCGCGGUGUAUCACUCGUGUCCCACAGACGAGCUGGAAGCGUCUCUCAUGGCUCCCAGCAAGAACUCUCCGGUCGUCUCGUUCAUCCGGAUGCUCGUGAACCGAGGGGCGAACUAUAUAAGUGCCAAUUUUGCCUUCUGGAUAGUAAGGACUCUAUUUGUACCUAUUUUACAGUUUAGGUAUUUCUUAGUACGUAAGUGGUCAGUGUGAAUGUCUUGUAUUAACUCCCAGUUUCACACACGUUCGAUUGCUGUUAAGCUUGCGAUUUGUAUCAUAUUUGUGUACACAGUACUGUGUACCUUCGGUUUGAAUCAGCUAUGGUGAAACAAAAUCCGAUUUUAUCCUUUUUAUAUCGUGCUUGGGAUCAAAUAUUGUUAAGUUAGUGUAUUUCCCUGUUUGCCGAGUAUUAUAAUAUAAAAUAACAACUUCACACUGUUUAUAGACUUUGGUGUAAUCACGAAUUUUUUUAUUCGACUGCUAUUGUAAGUUUACAGCUAGAGAAAUGUGUAAAUAUAUUUGUAUUACGCUUAUACCUUACGGUAUAGAGCAUAAGGUUCGAAAUCGAUUGACUACAGUGUAUCAUAUUAUAGUAUUAUAGAUUUACCAGUUUUCUUCUGUUCGCAUUGGACUUGAGAGUGAGAGAAACAGAACUUAUCAUCUAUGGCAUGUUAUAAUUUGUAUGUUGCAAUAAGAUUUAUUUGAGUGUCUCAGUGCAUUUGGCAAUUAUUACUAGUUGUAUACAUGUAUAUAUAUACAUUUUUAUAAUUAUUUUCGUGUUUAAAAGCAAUUAUAAAAGAAAUGAUAAAGUAAUCCAUAUUGUGAAUAAAAAUUAUGUUUAACAAACAUUAAAUUGCCUUUUGUAAAUAUUGACAUUCAGAUGAAUAAUUUUUAUUCAUGACAAUAAUUUGUCUAUUUAUAGUUGUAUUUAUCAGAUUGAAAUCAGUGCAUGUUCCGUAUUAAAUAAAUUAUUAUAAAGUUCUAGAAGAAUUAAACGGGUGAAUACAUUUUAAAGAUUAUUUAUAUAAAUUAAUUUUACAUUAACCUAUGUUCUGAAUGUUCAAAUUCUUAUGACUACAGUAAAAUAAAUUAUAAUAUUAUAAUGCAUAAAUAUACUUUAUAUUACAAAUGUUUUCUUAACAACAGCUCGAACUAAUUUCAAAUUAUUAUUAUCUGUGAAUCCAACAUGAAUUUACAAUAAUUCAGUAUUAAAUAGUUUUUUAGUAGCCGAUGCCAUGAUAAUAUUAUAUUGCUAGCGAGACAUACGACUUAAGUAUAUUUUUUACAAUAUUAUAAUAAAGUACUAUAUAUAUAUUAUUUGUGGGUAGGUGUCGCUUUUUAUUCAAAUAUUAAUCAAAGGUGUGUUUGACACAAAGCAAUCAUUAUUAAAAUAAAUAAGUGCGAAUAUUCCACAAGAGAAACUAAGAAGUAAAAAUAUAUAUAAAAGUAAAAAUAAUUGAUAAUUUCAUAUCGUUUUAAAAAAAAAAUAUCCUAAUGGUGAUUGUUUUAGUGGAAUGACACUCCUCACACGUGUGUGUUUAUUUUUUGAAUUGAUUUGCGACCUUCGUACAAUUUACAAAGUAUUUAGGUAUGUAUACAAUUGUAUGACAUAUGUUAAUAUAAGAUUUGAUUAUAUAGUGAACUUGAUGGUGCUUACAGUAUUAAUAUAAGCAAGUUACGAUUUGGAGAACGAUUAUAUGAAAGCACAUAACGCACACUCGGCACUAAAUUGAAACAGAACAUUUUUAAUAUUUCCUCUUUUUUUUUGUAUGUAUUUUCAUUUUAAUAAUCGUAGCGUUUAUGCUGUCUAUUUAUUGUUUUAUUUUGCUUGGCAAAUAUAUCUUAAUUUAUUAAUAAGCAAUAUAAUUUUAUAUAAAUGUAACCUGUAAAUAAGAUUUUUAUAAAGGCGACCGCUCUGUUGACGGCUUUGGUGUAAUAUUACGGUGAUUAUUACAUAACCCCUCGCUUGGAGGUAUUAUGGAGGCGAUUAAAUAAAUUGUUUUUAUUCAGUCUUACGGCAAAUGGUUGUAUGGCGCAGAAACGUUUAGUUAAUCGUCACAUGUACUGUUCAGUUAAAGGUUUAUGUACAUGUUUGUUAUUUAGUGACUAGGGUAUAUGUAUAUACCUUGUAUUUAAGUACGCUACGUGUAGAUUCAUAACGCUAACAUUACCCUUUGUGAUACACCAUACAAUAUUAGUGAUGUUCAGUCAUCAUCCCAAUUCUUUGAGUGAUUGGUUGAUAAUGCGGGUAGUGCGACAUUUUUCAAAAAAUUGUUAAUUUUAAAUGUAAUAAUAUCCUCAUGUGUAUAUUGAAACCAAACCAAGAUAUAAAUGUACAAUCUGUAAGUAUUUGAGCGAAGAUUAUUAUAGACUUCGCGUUAGUGAAUGAUUGUAAAGCGGUUUUGUUAGUAUUAGUGAAAUGUGACGAUAACAUUUAAACGCCCAUAUCGACCAAUCACAGUGUCCUCUACCGUCCUUGAGUUACAAAUUAUUUGUUGAUCGGCGCUAAAAUCCACAGAAACAGGCGGGGCUUAGGAACCCGCACAUUACACUGUCUCAUAAAUGUAUCGGAGUGUAAUAUAUUUAUGUUUUUUUCUGUAUUUCUCCGUUAUACGAGGCCAACAGUUGUCAUCGAGAAUAUUUGACCUUACCUUAAAGCAUUUUUUUAGUUGCAUAAAAUUAUGUGGUAAUCAGAAAGCAAGAAAGUUUUAUAUAGUCAAAACGUUGACUAGCGUUUCAUUCAUACAGAUCUAAAUACUAAAUAAUCUUAUAACACAAUUUUUCAUUACAAAUAUCUCUUUUAAAUUACUGAAUUUACUUUAAUUUGAACUCGUGAGAAGAACAUACAAGAAAGUGAGAACAACGGUCACUGUUUUCAAUCAAAUAAAAUACUUUACAAUUGCUGUAAUAUAUAUAACAAAUUAGUUUUGUUGGCUUUUUGAAUAAGGCGGUUCUUUAUUACUUUUUUGAAUUUAGAAGGUGUUAGGCAUGUGAUGGUAUUUGGAAUUUUAUUAGAACUGCACUACUGUGAUAUUACUUUAUCGAUUCCUGUCAACCUCAAUGACCGCUAAAACGCUCGUCACCCCGUAGUUUUGGAAAGAUAACAAAACAUCGAGUUAAAUUAAAAUUAUUAAUUUUCAUCGUGAAAUCAGUUAUUAUUAAUAGCAUUUUAUUUCUUUCAAAAUAUUUUUUUUUAAAUCGCGUGAAUCAAAGAAAAUUUAUAAAAAAAUAUUUGUCAUAAAUAAUUUAUAUUUCUUUUGUAAGACUAAAUGUACCUACCAACUGAAAACAAGAUUGUUACAAAUUAUUUGAUUCAUAAAAUGAUAGUUUAUCUGAGGAUUUUAGUGCACAUCACAAGCCCGGUACAAGAAUAGAGCAUUUACUAACAAUCAUAAAUAUAUCUAGAUGUUAUAGUAAUAUAUACAUUAUAUGUUGAUUUCUAUAGUUAGCUAUAGUCUUGUUUUAAUUUAAGAAUUCAUUUUAUACUUGUCCCCGUGAAUAUACUUAAAAAAAUAUUUUGUUGUUGUGGUGGGCCUUUGAAAACGAUCCAAAUGAUCAAUUGAUAUGUAUCGCUAUAGUGCGAAUUUGGCCUUAUUGCGACAAUGUGGCCGCAACAUAAGUUAAUCCUACUUUGACUACAAAACUGUAGUGCUUCGAUCGGAUACAAUAGUUACCUAUUAUUAAUGUGUUGACGGUACUUACCUACUUUAGUAUCUUUUAUACGGAUAUUACUUCACUCUAUACUACAGGGUGAUUUAGCUACUUACUUCUUAGUGUCGGAAAAUCGUGACGUAAAUUCAAAUUUUUUCCUUAUCGCGCCAUUACAAAAUUAAGAUUAAAAAUAAGAUAACUAAUUAAUUUAAUAAUCGUCAUAUUACAAAAGAAAAUAUUAUAUUAUUAAAUGAUUUAUUUGAAGAUUGAACCGAAUGUAAUAUUAAUUAACUAUUAGCUACUAGUAUGAUCUUUAAAGAAUGUUUUCAAAGGCGUUUGGGCACGAGUGACCUUUUCACGAAUAAAGCAGUCGUGACCGAUAAUCGUCCAUGUUAUUGUGAAUUUUUAUAAUAAAUUGUUAAUUUAACAUAAAAUUAUGCACGCAAUAAACUUCGAUUGAUAUUUGGCUAAUUUCGUAUGUGUAAAUUAGUAAUUAUGAUGUCUUGUAACAAUUAAUUAAUCGAGGAAUGGAGUUCGUUGUUAUAACUUUAGUUUUUUCAGAAUGUUUUUAUAUUGUAAUUUAAGUAGGUAAGUUUCUAUGACUAGUGAUGACGACGCAAUAAGUUUACAUUUCGACUGUUAGGGGGCGCUGCUUGUUCUAUGCUUAAAGUCGUGCUUGCUGAAAUCGAUUGCAGGCAAUACGACCGCCAUAUUACAUUACGUGUAAGCUGCAUGUGUAUUUUAUAAAUCUGUGUCGAUGUGCCUUUUUUAUUUAUUUUAACUUGUUCGUAAAUAGUUAACAGGACAAUUAUUUGCCAUUUAUCGGCAGUUAAUUUAUUAUUAUCACGUAGGUAAUUUCGUUUAUUCUCCGAUGAGAUAACUAAUGACUUGAUUCUAUAGAUUCUAUUAAUAAAAUUCUUAAACUGUGAAACUAUGAAAAAUAAAAUGUUAGGUAGUAAUGCAAGUUUUAUUUCAUAAAAUUUGUGACAUUACAGGCUUAAUUAGUUUUCAUAAUAAUUGUAAUUACAAAGAGACUAUUUUUACAGCCAGAGUUUCACGGCUUUUGGUAAAAUUAUUGUAAUAAAAGUAUUGUAUUAAUUUUGCACUAAAUUUAAAUUUGAACAUAAUUUAAAACUAUGAGAGCCUUCUUCAUUAGUUAUCUCGUCUGCCACUUCCAAGAAUAUUUGAAAACUCAUUAUCAAUUCUUGACCAGCAUUAAAAUAUUAUUGUGAAUAAAAUUAUUUUAAAGAAAGUACAAAUGGCUGUAGCGGAUAGCGAACAAAGCAUCAACUUAGUCUUGGUUGUUUUGAUAAUGUAGUGUUUAGUUUGUUUUCGCUUUACGUUUUGUUCGAACUUCGAAGUAUCCUUAGAUUUAUACAGGGUUAAAUGUUAAAUAACUAAUUCAUGAAAUUUCUUACACAAAUAAAAUUAUAUAAUAGAGAUUUGUGAAUGUUAGCAACCAAUAUACAAUAUAAAACUAAAUGAAAAUAAAUUUUAAGUACUCCAACGAUAUUGGUGAGUGACGUAGCAACUUUCACAAAUUUUUUAUUAUAUCUAUAUUUCUAUGAUUAGUUUGCAAACAAAAGCUGCAACAUAUUACGAGCAGUGACUUUACAAGUUCGAUGAAAUAUUCUAUUUUAUAACAGGGCUUAAAAUAAUUAACUAAUAAAAAUAACCCAAUAAAAAAAGUCAUACAAUAACUUUAAUAUCAUAGCACACCAAGGGCCUCUCAAAAGAAUUUCCUACGGGCCCCCUGCACUGUUGAUAAACUACAUGUAACCCUGUAUAGUAUUCUAAUUAUUUAAAGCUGGACAUUCACGGACGUCUUCACGAUAAAACGAUUGCAUCCAAAUGGACACAAUUAAAAUUCCCCGGCGCGUUUCGCGUCAAUUAGGCUCCGUCUAUUUCUGGUCUGGGUGGUUCAUGUGUGGUUUCGAGUGAGUUCCUAUUCUGAAUAGGAAUUAUUGUGUUUGGCUGCAGUUUAACUCUAUUGAUAAAAAUUAACAAAAUUAGACAUUUAAAUAUUUUGAAAUGGAUACACCAAACGAUUUUGUGGCGUGACAUCUCGGAGAAGACCAGCCUAGCGAAACUAAGAAAAAAGCAAUUGUACGAAACGUGCACUGAUCUUUUAAAAAACGUGGACAGGCGAAAUGUACUACGUUUUAAAGUAACUGUUCGCUUUCAAAUUUAGCCGGAUUAUACAUAAAUUUUUACUAAGGCAGUCCCGCCCUUUUUUACGUUGUAUUUAUACCAACUCUUCAACUAAACAGUAAACACAAAAUAGCCUCUGGCGGUCGCAUUAACUACGAUGCCGUUUGGCUUGGCGCGUGGGCGUUCAGUGGAGAUGUUGUUAGGACGCUCGUGAAUGGCCAGCCUUAUGAUUUGCCCACCCACCUAGCCGUUACCAUGUUUCAGAAUGCAUUUGAUUAAGUUUUAAACAUUUAUUUGGUAGCAAGUCUUGACCCCAAUACAUUAUUAUAAUAGAAAAUAAACUCAAAAAACAGUCACGUGAUAUAAGUGAGAGAUUUUUUAUGUUUUAUUAUAUUUUAUCUUUUAUUGCCAUAAUUAUUUGUUUAAAAAUUUCGUCCGUUGAUAAGUUCGUUAGUAAUGUGCAAUCAUCAUAAGGUUAGAAGUAUUUAAAUAUUUUGAAAAUAAAUUUUUGCCAGCAUAUACAUUAAAUCUAUUGUGAUUUAGUUAGUCGAUGUGAUUGUCUCUUAUACUAACGGCUUUAAUCUAUAAUAUUGGUAAAUGGAUUUAGUUUUGCAAAAAAAAAUUAUAUUUUGAUUUGCAAAAAAGUUAACCGCUACGCAAAAUAAUUGUUUUGACAGUUUGGUAACACAGCAGAUGAUCGACUGCAAUCUGUAUAAGAUGUCUUUAUAUUUAACGCACAUUUAAUAAACAUGUAUUUUUUAUUGAUUAACUUGUUUGUAUUUCGUACGCCUAUACUUAUUUUCUUCUUUCGAUGUCUGUUUUCUGACCGAUUAUGUCGUUCGUCUGCUUUGGGCCUUAGAUGUACAAACGAAAGAUUAUUGAUAUAUUACUAUAGGUAUUCCGAUCGCGAGUGAGAUAAUUUCCCAUGUCGACUAAUUAGCUAAUAUAACCAUAAACGUGUUUACGAUGAGUGAACGAAACGGAGGUAUUGUGGUACAAUAGUGACAAGUAGUAAAGGUCAAUGUCCGAUAUUGUCUCCGCUGCGCGACCGGAGUUUUAGCUAAACAAGUGAGAGGAAAUAAUAGAAUACCCGGAAAUCGGUACUCGUUACACGAAGCACUAACAGCCGUGGGCCGGAGCAUCGCUGGGUAACAUUUACCUAAUACGGAAUUUAUAUUAUGGUGUACAUUUUUGAUAUGACGUUGUACAAAAGAGACAUUUGGUAUGUUAUUUUAUAGAAAUGAAAUAAAUAGAAUUAAUAAAAA
Molecule: messenger RNA, 8418 nt
Organism: Leptidea sinapis
Lineage: Eukaryota; Metazoa; Arthropoda; Insecta; Lepidoptera; Pieridae
Gene: hzg
Product: carboxy-terminal domain RNA polymerase II polypeptide A small phosphatase 1
Exons: 5
Coding region: 119-1003 (294 amino acids)
Molecular function (GO): RNA polymerase II CTD heptapeptide repeat phosphatase activity
Source: RefSeq, a predicted model, not a curated record